CGUGAAUGAAGUAAAUUUCGAGGGAUGUGACCAGGCUAUAUAUACUCUACGAUUCUGUUACUUUUUACAAAAUGAAGCUUAAAGAGCUAGAAGGAUACUUACAGCAAGUUGAUGUUUUUGAAAAGCCAAAAGUGGAUCUGGAACAAUAUCCAACAACGCCGCAUAUAGCGGCUCACAUGUUAUACACGAUCGACUCCACAUUUGGUGACAUUGAAGGAAAACUUGUCGGUGAUUUGGGAUGUGGAUGCGGCGUUUUAAGUAUCGGUUCAUGUAUGCUUGGAAGUGCUAUGACAAUCGGAUUUGAUGUGGACGGCGAUGCUUUAGAAAUCGCUGCUAGAAACUGCGCAGAGUUUGAGAUUCAGACAUGUGAACUUAUACAAGGUGACGUGGAACAGAUUGCAUUGUGUGACAGAUGGAGAAAAACGUUUGACACGAUCAUUAUGAACCCUCCUUUUGGAACUAAGAACAAUAGAGGUAUUGACCUCAAAUUUCUACAGCAGGCCAUCAGUAUGUCUAAUACAGCUGUUUAUUCUCUGCACAAGACAGCCACAAGGGAACACAUCAAGAAAAAGGCUUGUGAAUGGGGAGUGAAAUUGGAAGUGUUGGCUGAACUUCGCUUUGACUUGGCGGCCAGUUACAAGUUUCACCGCAAAAAGACAGUUGAUAUUGAGGUAGACUUCAUAAGAAUAGACUGUUCAAACAGCUGACAGCUGAGGUGAAUGAAGAGUUCGGUUAUUUGAAUUAUCUGCAGUUGUAUGAGGAGCACUGUUUAGCGUUUAUCUAAGAUCUAAAAACAAUUGAAAGUCAGUUGAAAAGAAACGUGAUGUUGUUACCAAGGCUUACUUCGAAUGAGUCAAUUAAAAGAUGAACCUUAAGAUCGCUGCAUCAGAUGAAGACAAAGACUGGUUUGAUUUGGUCUGAAUAAUAGGCGAUCGGUGAUUUGAAGCGUCGCUUGUUAGCUGCUUUCAGAACAACUGUCUUGUGCAAAGUGCAAGUCACGUGCAAGUUACGCCCUCCUUAGUUUCGGGCGUAACUCGUCUUUCGUGCUUACAUUGUGCGCGCAUUCAUUUGGUUUCCAAAAUACCGUAAAACUAAAGAAAAUAUGACGCCUAAUCUGUAUGUUACGCGUGAGAGAGGAUUCACUCAUUAGAUAUUGUGCUUAUCGACUGAUGGCUGAAUAUUUAAAAAGGGUGAAGCUUGAAUUCAUUAUCACGCGAUCAAAAUUAGGGGAAAUUUUUUGAAUGCUUAAGUUAAAAUUGUCUGGGCACUCAAACUUCACAGCGAGACGGAUAGCGCCAGGCCACUGUUUUUCACUUCUCAAUUUCUGCUUUAUACAUGCGUUAUUGACUAAGCUUGAGGUCAAUAUGGCUCCAUAUUGGCUGAGUUCUUUUCCCGCGUUGUUAUGGACCGAGACGAAUUCGAUACCCAUGAAAACACAAAAAGUGAACGAGGCUAAUAUCCAGCCAUCUUGACUAAACAAGCUUGGUCUUGAAAUUAAGAGAUGUAUUAUAUAACAAAAAUAUUUCGCUUUUAUUGAGAAUCAGGAAUGACUUGUUUAUUUCGGGAACCGGAAAGAAAGCCGAC
Molecule: messenger RNA, 1584 nt
Organism: Pocillopora verrucosa
Lineage: Eukaryota; Metazoa; Cnidaria; Anthozoa; Scleractinia; Pocilloporidae
Product: rRNA N6-adenosine-methyltransferase METTL5
Biological process (GO): rRNA methylation
Molecular function (GO): rRNA (adenine-N6-)-methyltransferase activity; nucleic acid binding
Source: RefSeq, a predicted model, not a curated record